AAACAGAAUCAGAAAGAAAAGCCAAUUAUGGAAAACCUGCUUCAACAGAACAAGGAAGUGAUGCAGUCGAUAUAGCACCGCGGCUCCUCGAAUGGCAUUGGUAUUCACACUAAAUACAGCUCGUGCUCGUCGUGCUUGUAUUCCAGUCUUCUUCUUGAAAAUAUUCGAACCUUGCAUCGAUCUUGAGUUUCUACAUACGUAGCAUAAUUGGCACUGCUGGUGUUGGUAUUGUUCCUGGUGCCUAGGCAUACAUGCUUGUACUAGUUUCGUCAUACUUCUUGAGUAUUGUUUGUGUUUCCUCCCUCUCGUCCAGUUCACGCGGCGGUCAGCUUUUGCACUCCUUUUCACCUACCGCCCAAAAAGACCGACUACUCGCUUCUUGGCCCACCGCUACUGGCUCCCCGGCGCUUGCCCCUACGGGUAGCCCAUCUUCAUCAUGUGAAGCGGCAGUUUGCUCGUCACCGC
This is a messenger RNA of Amoebophrya sp. A25, 465 nucleotides long. Lineage: Eukaryota; Dinophyceae; Syndiniales; Amoebophryaceae. The record is from the annotation of a GenBank genome assembly.